This is a messenger RNA of Lemur catta (Ring-tailed lemur), 4031 nucleotides long. RefSeq names its product phosphatidylinositol-4-phosphate 5-kinase type 1 alpha (gene PIP5K1A). Bases 423 to 2243 code for a protein of 606 amino acids. Gene Ontology annotation, biological process: phosphatidylinositol metabolic process. NCBI's taxonomy places the organism in Eukaryota, Metazoa, Chordata, Mammalia, Primates, Lemuridae. The transcript is spliced from 15 exons. Gene Ontology annotation, molecular function: phosphatidylinositol kinase activity. The record is from RefSeq and is a predicted model, not a curated record.
GUUGAGCGGAGGGGUAGGGCGAUAAACAGGCUGUGGCUAGACUGGAGGGGGAGGGGGUGGUUGCUACUCCGGUGCUUCUCAUGCCUCGUUUUUCCUUUCGGUGUGGUUUGGUCCGGACGCAGGGUCCUAGCAGCCGGCUUGAGCUUACUCCUUUGCGAAAAGGGAAAGAAGCUACUGCGGAAAGCGGUUAAAGUUGCGAAGUGGGAGUGAGACGGGAGUUUUCCCCCAUGCCGGGCGAAUGGUGCGGCCCUGAGCUGGUCUAGGAGCCGGCUGGACGUGUCUGAGGGAGGCCCCUGAGGGGGCGACGCGGUGGCCCGCAGAAAGCCGGUUCUGUGAAAAGACGUGGGGAAGGUUCGAUUCCGAGAAGAGGAAGAGCCGCAUUGAAAGGGAGCCAGGCCUCUGAGGGGGAGGGGGCUGCCAAGAUGGCGUCGGCCUCCCCUGCGCCGUCGGCGGUCGGGUUUUCGUCUUCUGAUCCCGGGGUCCCUUCCUGUGCCUCGACUUCAGCAGCGUCUGGAAUUAAGAGACCCACGGCAUCUGAGGUCUUAGUAUAUGGACAAGAUACCUCUUUGGUGCCUUAUACCUCUGGCAUGCCCAUCAAGAAAAUAGGCCACCGGGGUGUUGAUUCCUCAGGAGAGACAACAUAUAAAAAGACAACCUCAUCAGCCUUGAAAGGAGCCAUCCAGUUGGGCAUUACUCACACUGUGGGAAGCCUGAGUACCAAACCUGAGCGAGAUGUCCUCAUGCAAGAUUUCUACGUAGUGGAGAGUAUCUUUUUCCCCAGUGAAGGAAGCAACCUAACGCCUGCUCAUCACUACAAUGACUUUCGUUUCAAGACAUAUGCACCUGUUGCCUUCCGCUAUUUUCGGGAGCUAUUUGGCAUCCGGCCUGAUGAUUAUUUGUACUCCCUCUGCAGUGAACCACUGAUUGAACUCUGCAGCUCUGGAGCUAGUGGUUCCCUCUUCUAUGUGUCCAGUGAUGAUGAAUUCAUCAUUAAGACGGUCCAACAUAAAGAGGCAGAGUUUCUGCAGAAGCUGCUUCCAGGAUACUACAUGAACCUCAACCAGAACCCUCGGACUUUGUUGCCUAAAUUUUACGGACUGUACUGUGUGCAGGCGGGUGGCAAGAACAUUCGAAUUGUGGUGAUGAACAAUCUCUUACCCCGGUCAGUCAAAAUGCAUAUCAAAUAUGACCUCAAGGGCUCAACCUACAAACGACGGGCUUCCCAAAAAGAGCGAGAGAAGCCUCUCCCCACCUUUAAAGACCUGGACUUCUUACAAGACAUCCCUGAUGGUCUUUUUUUGGAUGCUGACAUGUAUAAUGCUCUUUGUAAGACCCUGCAGCGUGACUGUUUGGUGCUGCAGAGCUUCAAGAUAAUGGAUUAUAGCCUCUUGAUGUCAAUCCACAACAUAGAUCAUGCACAACGAGAGGCCCUAAGCUGUGAAACACAAUACUUCGUUGACACUCGCAGACCAGCCCCCCAAAAGGCUCUCUAUUCUACGGCCAUGGAAUCCAUCCAGGGCGAGGCUCGACGGGGUGGCACCAUGGAGACCGAUGACCAUAUGGGUGGCAUCCCUGCCCGGAAUAGUAAAGGAGAAAGGCUCCUGCUUUAUAUUGGCAUCAUUGACAUUCUGCAGUCUUACAGGUUUGUUAAGAAGUUGGAGCACUCUUGGAAAGCCCUGGUACAUGAUGGGGACACCGUAUCGGUACAUCGCCCAGGCUUCUACGCUGAACGGUUUCAGCGCUUCAUGUGCAACACAGUGUUCAAGAAGAUUCCCUUGAAGCCCUCUCCUUCCAAAAAGUUUCGGUCUGGCUCAUCUUUCUCUCGGCGAGCAGGCCCCAGCGGCAACUUCUGCAUUACUUACCAGCCAUCGGUCUCUGGGGAACACAAGGCACAAGUGACAACAAAGGCGGAAGUGGAGCCAGGCGUUCACAUUGGUCGUCCUGAUGUUUUACCUCAGACUCCACCUUUGGAGGAAAUAAGUGAGGGCUCGCCUCUUCCUGACCCCAGUUUCUCACCUGUAGUUGGAGAAACAUUGCAAAUGCUAACUACAAGUACAACCUUGGAAAAACUUGAAGUUGCAGAAUCAGAGUUCACCCAUGUGAGUGUCUGGGAUGUGGGGGAGGUAAAUGCUUUGAAGGGAAUAAAGAGAAUCACUGAUGAAAUGGAGCAAGAAGUUAAAUCUUGCUUUUUUGAACAUUUUGUGCUUUUGGUACCUUACAGUUGGAAGCUAAGGCUGAAAUAGAAGAAAACUUAACUUUGCCAGCCAGGUUGAAAUUAACCUGAAUUUCAUUCCUACCUUAUCUCAUACUCCACAUCCUUAACUUUACACCCUUUUCCUUUUUCAGUGAGUGGAAAACCUCAGAAGACCUGGAAUAAGAUUCUACCGUCUCUGUGAUCCAAGAUGUCAGUCCUUGCUUCAGCAAUGCUGAAUUUUCUUCUUGGUCAUCAAAAAAGGAGAUAAUGGAAGUGCGUGGAGCUCUCCAUCACUUUUCUGAAGAAGAACCUCUUCUCCUUCCCCUUCCUCAUGAAUGGGCAUCAGUGCCUUGGACAGUUGAAGACAGCAGCAUCCCUUCCACUCUAGAGUUGGGUGGCACGAAUUUUCAACUGGCUAACCUUGGCUUCUGCAACUGAAUAUUUUUUUCAAACCCCCGUUCUUUAUGCUGGAAGUAGAGUUGCAAGACUUGACGGUUUUCUUCCUCCUCAUCUACCUUUCACCAGGAGCUGGACUCUUAGUUUCCUCAGGAUAGACUAGCUGGCACAUUAUCCCCACUUCAGUCUUUCUCUCUGGUACCUGAAAGAAGACCCCUUUAAACUUUGUAAAGGUUUUUUUGUGGGGGAGUAUGGGUGUUUAACCACCUCCUAACCUUCUUCUUUUUUUUUUCCCCCUUAAAAAAGGAAAAGAACAAACAUUACACAAUUUCAAGCUAGUUUCAGAUCAAAACUUUAGAAGUGUUGAAGAGAUGCCUAUGACCUAUUCAUAGGGUUCUCUCAGAAGGGACCUGGUGUUUAUGAAGCAGAAGUGUGGUGGUUGCCAGGAGCAGCUCCUCUUUAACAAAUCCUCUCUUGAUGAAUUUCUUGCAGGCUGAAGGAAUGCAGAGAGGAGACAUGGGGUAAUCUUUAUCCCUUUUGUUAAAAUGGUAGAGCAGUCAUUGGGCUGAGAUAUCAGAGCCCUUCCUAGGCAGGAGCCUACUCAUUGCCAGGCCAUAAUGAUUAUUAAUAUUUUGCAAUUUGAAAUAUAUGCUGGUUGUUUUUCUAAAUAUGAAGACUUAAUCAAAUGAAUUUUAGAUCAUUCUCCAAAGGAGAUUUUUUUGCUCUUCCCAUCUUUUCCAGCAGUGUUCUGCUGUUCCUGGAGCUGAGGCGGAGAGGGGGACACCUGUGUCUGUUUAACAGGCAGUCCAUAUCUAUGAGACUAGAGAAUAUUUUCUUAAAUUCAUGGAGAGCCAGCAGAUUUUUGCCUUGGUGAGGUCAUUGCUGUGCCACAUGUCCUGCCCCUUGUCUUCAAGCAGGGAAGUUGGAAAUGGGGGCUACAUAAGCUUUCUCCUCCCCAUCUCCAAGAGUUAUGGUCCUCCAUCUGAUCCUUCCACUCUUGUCAGGGGAAGAAGGGGGCCUGGUGUCUCAGGCAGAUUGUUGAAUUCCCAUACUAUCCCUUCCCCAUCCCACCCUACCUUGAUAGUAGGUCAGCCCAUACUCCAAAUAACUGUCUAUAUUAGACACCCUCAGCCAGUUUCUGGCUGCCUGUCUUUGCUGCCAUGUUCUUUUUUACAAGAAAGAAAGAAUUCUUGCUAUUUUUUUUUUUUUUUUGUAAUUUACUAUUUAUGAUGUAUUUAAGUGUUUUAUUCAGGACAGAGUUCUGUAAGGGGUGGGAGGGAAUAUUUGAGGGAGGGCUGGGUCUUAGGGAAAGGAAUGGGGAAUCAGCAUUUUUAUGAGGUGUCACUAUUUGCCUCUACUUUGUAUUGUUCAGAAAUGGCGAAUGCAGUAUAAGUGAUAAAUAUCUGGUUUUAAUGUAUUAAACUUUAAUCAGUUAUUUAGA